CAGAGCAGAAAAAGAAAUGGAAUUGAAUGAAUAUCUUAUGGUAGUUCCAAUAGAUGUACUGCAAUCAGAGAUGGCUGCUUUUAGUGCAAAAUUCAAAACUGAUGAUGAGCAAACAGCAAAACGAAGAGCUUUGGCUGCAAAACUAGAAGCAAAUGUAAAAGAUUUACAAGCUGCUUUUGAAAAAGUAGAGAAAAUAGAAACAUCCAGAGAAGUUGAAUCAAGAGAUCACUUACAACCACUAAUUAGAUGGAAGACUAGUAUAACCGAACCAUCAGAUCACCAACUAUUCAUGGCGUCUACAGCACUACAAAUAACCAAACCUCCUAUGAUUAGAAAUAUCAAAUUUGAAGAGACCGCACUAGAUAGAACAAUAUCAGACAGAAGACCCACCAGUUCUGUCUCGGAGCAGCGCAGCAAAAUUCUAAGGAAGGAAGUAGACCUGGGAACUAAAGGUAAACUUACCCCACAGCCUUCGCACAGAUUAUCUGGUCUUCUACCAGCUGAUUUCAGCAAGCAACCUGCCGAGAUUGCAUUGCAAGAAAUACUAGACUAUAACAGGACUCUGCUUCCAGGCUAUAAAGCAAACUUGCAAAAAACAUUGCAACUUGCACAGCAACAAUUUCUGCAACAACAUCUUCUUGUAUGGGAAGCAAACCAAUUAACACCAAAGGGCUAUCCCCAAAAACUGAAUUUGUUAAAGAGAAAACUAUUGGGACCAGAGAUAAAGAACAAUAUAAAAGGGGGCACUCAUUCUUCACCCUUUCAGGGACUAACUCCUCUGGCUAAUCAAGUUCGAGAUUUGGAUUCAAUUGCUGUUUGUGGAAAGGGAUGCAGUCCUCAGAGAAAACUUGGAACCUCCGCAGCUAUAUGGCAAAAGCUAAGAAACAACUGAUCUAAUUUUAAUCUUUUUUGGAUUAAUUCAGUAUGCAGCUAUCUUGUAAUAUUCAACUUUGCUGAAUUGUGGUAAGGAAAAAUUAAGACAUGCUUGUAUGAAUCUGCUUUGAGACUUGUGAAAACUGUAAUCUGCAUUGGAAUGACAGUUAAAAUAUAUG
Messenger RNA from Python bivittatus (Burmese python), 1052 nucleotides. NCBI's taxonomy places the organism in Eukaryota, Metazoa, Chordata, Lepidosauria, Squamata, Pythonidae. The record is from RefSeq and is a predicted model, not a curated record.